UAAAUGGCCGCGUGCGUCACACCACUGCGCAAUCAAGCACGGAAAUAAAAUAACAGCUGUUCUACAAUAUUCGCUCGGGCAACUCAGGUAGCAGCUGUACCACGCAGCCGUUUUCCUUGGGAUCGUGAUUGUUUGGACGUUGCUUUCUCAUUGUUGUACUAAUCACCGUGUAGUUUGGACUAUUCUUUCGCCCAUUUUUCUACGUAUAUUACUGUUGUAGUAAUUGCAGUAUUGGCGUUCAAAGUGUGUGAAUCAUAAAUCCGUAAGCUACGCUAGCGCUAUGUUUACCAAAAUUCCUCGUUCGUUGUUAUUGUGACUCAAGUUGAAAUGCCUCGUGAAUACGUGGACCGCGAGGAGAGUUCCGCAGUGUUAUGUUAAUAGAAUCUCUUUUAGAUAGUGAUUUUAGAAAAAAUAGUUCAUGACAAUGUCUAACACGGUUCCGACCAGUUCUGCGCUGAGGGCUUUGGCCUUAGAGUAUAAGAGUCUGCAAGAAGAGCCCGUAGAAGGGUUCCGAGUGAAACUUCUAGGAGAGGACAAUUUAUUUGAGUGGGAAGUUGCAAUCUUUGGUCCUCCUGACACAUUAUACCAAGGUGGAUAUUUCAAGGCACAUAUGAAAUUUCCUCCAGACUAUCCAUAUUCACCGCCUUCCAUUAGAUUUUUAACGAAAGUUUGGCAUCCAAAUGUUUAUGAGAACGGUGACCUAUGCAUAUCGAUCCUUCACCCGCCGGUGGACGACCCGCAGUCGGGCGAGCUGCCGUGCGAACGCUGGAACCCGACGCAGUCGGUGCGCACCGUCCUGCUGUCAGUGAUCUCGCUGCUCAACGAGCCCAACACCUUCAGCCCGGCGAACGUCGACGCCAGUGUUAUGUACCGCCGCUGGCGCGACUCCAAAGGCAAAGAUAAAGAAUAUGAGAAUAUUAUCAGAAAACAAGCGCAAGUGGCGCGUAUGGAGGCGGAGAAGGAAGGCAUAGUAGUACCCCUUACGUUAGAAGACUAUUGCAUUAAAACCCAAGUCAAGUCAACGACGCAAGAGCCUCAGUUGGACAUGACAGACUUCUACGACGACGAUUACGAUGACCUCGACACUGACUCGGACGAGGAGGUUGACGGCGGUGACGGCGACGGUGACGACAGCGGCAACGGCGAGUCGUGAGGCCGCGCCCCGCACCCUGUCGCCAGCUCGCGCAGCGGACGGACCCGGUAGCCAUGCCGGCCAAUCAAAUGCUCCUGUCUAACAUCCAACCAUCGCACAGCCAAUCAGAACAUGUGGCUCACGUCAACAUCAGCCAAUCAGAAAUCUGUGGAUAUUGCCAAUUGUGUUAAAGGCCCUUAAAAACCUGGCCAACGUCAUAAUAUGUAACAGUAACAACAUCAUAGUUCCAGUGAUGUAGGGAUAGCGUAAAGUCAGGAUUACAAUAGCUCCGUCUUUGUUUCACAUCCUGUCUGUCAUCAUGCAACGAAAACUGGAAAUUGUUGCUUACAACAAAAAGUAUUGAAAGUCGAUAAAAAAUUCGAAAAAAAUGAAAACCAAAACUGCCUAAGAUUAUGAUGCUAUCCAAAUUGCAUUAUUCGAGCUAGCGCCACUGAACUUAAUUUAAAUUAAUACCUUCCUCUAUUCUUAACUCAUUUGUAAUUCAGAAUAAUACAGAUUACGUUAGUGAUUAUCGUAAAGUGGGUAGUUUAUAAUUAAUAUAAAUUGAUGUCUUUAACGUCUCUAUAUCAAUGUUACUAAGUUUUGAAAUGUUAAUCCACUUUUAUUACAGACUUACCAACCGGUAUUGAAUUGCGUCGCUUUUAUAAAUCACGCCUAGUUUUUCUGUACACUAGAUUGGCGAUUCUGUUUCCUUGCAGUUACGUUGGCAAGGCUUUAUGCUGCAGGCAUGAGUUGCGACUUCAUUUACCGACUGACUGCCCAUGCGUGCUACGACACACUUCCGUUGUUAUAUAGACGGCAUUACACAACUAUAUUACAUAUUACUACUGCUAUAACAUUUACAAUUUAAAUCAUUAUUAAUUUGUCAAAUGUUUUGUGGGGUUUUUUUUUGUUAUCGCUGUCCCUUAGUCGUACAUUUAAGUGUCAAUUUUCGGUGGCCUAGUAAAAUACCUAUAGUCGUUUAACAAAACUUUAAAGUCAGCAAUUUAUAACAAGGAAACUAAUUAAAAUUCCAAGAGGAAUCACAAAAAGUAACUAGUUUUCCUAGAACAGAAUUCAAAUGUUAUCUAGCAUAUGAAAAACACUAGCUACAGAACAGCAGUAUGCAUAUUAAGCAUUAGCUAUACGAAUUGUUGCUAUCGGCGCCUCAAAACAUUUAAUUAUUGAGCAGAAUGUUUGGCAAUAGCAAAAGGCAGGACUCACUUUUUCCUAGAACUUGUUUCGGGCAAAUAGGUAGAAUAAAACUUCUUGCCCAUCCCCAUGUAGGAAAAAGGAGUAACAAAAAUAUAAAAUAAAUACCUAUUUAUUCAUAUUCCCUCAGAUUCAUAUUAUAUAAUGAACUAUGACAAUUAUAAAGUAUUGUAUAUCUAUAACAGUAGAAUAUCAAUGAACUAUUUUUGAAAAUCAUAUACUUACUUCAUUAUAAACUGUAGUCAUUUGCAUAUUAUAUCAGUCUAUGCAUUUGAAUUUGACUUGAUUAAUGUUUUCAGUUGUCCGUACCGCUUGCCUGAACUGGAUAGUUAAUAUUAAUUUUAUUAUAACAGUGAAUGAGUCAUUCUUGUUUUUAUUAAAGUAUCUCUAUGGCUAUGUGGCCAUUGUGUAAAUGUUAGAAUCUUUCUGAAAUAGACAAUUAUAUAACUAGUUUUGUUUAUAAUAUGUGUAACAAUACUUCUGUGAUUGUAAAACAUUAUUGCCUGAUUAUUAGUUUGUCUUUAUGUUUAGUUAAUUCUUUUUUGAUUAAUAGAAUCAUUAAAAGGUAAUAACAAUGAUUUCUGGCAUUUUAAUUUCUGAUACAGCCAUAGCGAUAUGUAGUGGAUAUUCAAGUGAGCAGUAUAAGUUGAAUGAGAUUCAUGUGCUGCAUCAGGUCAGUGUAGAUGUAUUUUGUUAGUGUUUUAGUAUGGUACCUUGUAGUCUCUGUGCUUCAGCCACACAAUACUAACAAUUUACAGAGAUUCUAUAAACAUACAUUAGAUUGAUCCAGGAGUAUGCUCAAAUCAUGAUAAUACUAAACAAUGAGACAGUACAUUAAUAAGAUUAUUAGUGAUUCAUGAACGAAAUUAUUUGUAAUGUAUACAUAUUAAGCAAAAAUGAAUUUUAAUGGUUAGUGUGCACUAAGUUAAAUUUAUAUAGAUUUGUAAUGUAACUUGUAUGAUUUUUAUUUUAAGACUAGACUUUCUGCGACUUUGGCUUCAAAAUUCCCAAAAAGCUAUGUAACUUACCUCCGGGCGCGAUGCUAUCAUACCAUAUGCGAUAAAACUUACUAAUCUUAUUUUUCAGUCUGAACUAUUUUCGAGAAUCCUGCUAAAAUCGUCCAAAAGUUAUUCAUUAGUUAGAUGUAAGUUAGAGUAAGCGGUUUGGAAAAUUAUCGUAGGAAAAUUCACGAUGAGAAUGUUACUUACGUAUUAAACAAUAAACAGAAUGUGUUUGGAUGAGA
This is a messenger RNA of Trichoplusia ni (cabbage looper), 3587 nucleotides long. RefSeq names its product ubiquitin-conjugating enzyme E2 R2. Gene Ontology annotation, molecular function: ubiquitin conjugating enzyme activity. The record is from RefSeq and is a predicted model, not a curated record. The transcript has 5 exons. Lineage: Eukaryota; Metazoa; Arthropoda; Insecta; Lepidoptera; Noctuidae. The coding region runs from base 419 to 1153 and encodes 244 amino acids. Gene Ontology annotation, biological process: protein polyubiquitination; ubiquitin-dependent protein catabolic process.